CAUUAUUCAGUGGGAAUAAUGAAUCGAUGACCGUUUGCGUUUGCGUCAGCUGAUACGGUUCUGUUCUGUUCUGUUCUGCGUUGUGCGGCAUCUGCCUGUUGUCUGUGCCCAGUUAGGAAGUGCUGCCAAAUCCUGAUUACCAACAACAGCAACAACAACAACGACAACAGCGAAAGCAAAUCAUUUUGGGCCAACAAACAUGUUUGCUUGAGACUGAGACCGGCCAACAUAUUUCUUUUUUGGGCAGUCGCAUCACAUCAUCGGCUCGAACUUGGCUCGUGGCUCAAAUAAAGGACUCGCUGCGCAGCUCGAACCUGAGAGAGAAAGAGAGCGGCAAGCAAACUCUCAGAGAGAACCCGUGAGAGAGUGAGUGAGAGAGAGCGCGGAGUUGGGCAAAAGAACAACACGAGGCCAAGAGCAGAGACGGAAGUGGCGACAUCUGUUUUGCCGCUUUGUCAGCUUAUCCGGCAGCCGUUUUGCCUUUUGCCGAUGCCAUAGCCGAGGACAGGCGAAGGACAACGACGUCGACAGGGACGACAGAGAGCGAGAACGAGAGCGAGAGAGAGAAAGAGACACACAGGGAUAACGGGCACGUGAAAUACACAAGUGUGGAAAUUGGAAUUUUUAUUCAAAACAAUGCCCCUGCUGCAACAGUACGAGGCGUCUGACUGCAACGGUGGCAGCGGCAACAUGCGUGCCUUGAGCGGCGCCAGCUCUGGAGAUUUACUGCAGAAGCAUUCGUCGAUUAGCUCGCUGCUGGAACAGCAUCAACACCACCACCAGCAACAUCAUCAUCAUCAUGGGCAUGAUCUGCUGGGGAGACGCGGAAUUGGCGGCGGAGAUGCCAAUGAUGGACUUAUAUCAUUCAUAAAUGAUCCAAUCACACUGAACGAUCUGCUUGGCUUAUGUGGUGGCGGCGGUCCGGCAACUGCAGUCCAGGCCACAACAACAACAACAGCAGCAACAGCGCCAACAACAGUAGCAACAACGGCAGCAGGCAUCGGAGCAGGCAGCUCCGGCUCUGGCUCCGGAGCCGGAGCUAACGGCAGCAGCAGCUGCAGCAGCAGCGGCGGCGUUAAUAACUUGCUACUUGGCAAUGCGGCGACUGCUGCAGCUGCCGCUGUCGCUGCCGCUGCCACUGGCGAUUGCAGCCAACAGCUGUCGGCGAAUGCAGUGGCCUAUGCCCCACUGACGCCGAGCUCCACACAGUCCUCGGCCUCACCCGGAACCAAGUCAAGUUUUGAUUACUUUCAGUUUGAAAAUGUUGCACAAAGUAACCCACUUAAGGCUUUCCAAAGAUCAAACAUCAGCUUCGAUUGCUCUGCACCCUUAUCGCCAAGUACGCCUUCAUCUAUUUACAAUCGCUCCUUUCACAGUUCACCUUUAGUCAGUGACAGCAGCAACUCAUCCAGUGCCAAUGGCUUAUCGCUCGACUCAAUUAAUAUGCUCUAUCAGCAGCAGAGCUACAGCAAUUUGGGCAACACCAACGGCGGCAAUCUUGGUCUAAAUCUGCAGAAUGCAUCGACGCGUUCCAAUUCCCCGGAGAGUCAGAACAGCAAUCAGUCCAUCAAUGAACCCAAUCUACUAGACAUGAUCAAUCUGCUGUCUGUUAGCAACAAUAAGCUGGCAUCCAUGCAACAGCAUCAACACCAGCAGCAGCAGCACCAACAACAGCAACAGUCGCAACAUCAGCAGCAGUUUCAACAGCAGCAACAACAGCAAAAGCAUUUACAGCAACAUCAACAGGCCCAACAACACCAUCAUCAACAGCAGCAGCAGCAGCAGCAUCAACAACAUCAGCAACAACAGUCGCAGCAUCAGCAGUUCAACAACUUGAAUCGAAACUACGAAUCGCAACUGCUGAGUGGAUCACAACAGCAACAGAACUUUGAUUUGGGCAACAGCGAUUGCCUGAACCAGUGCAGUCUAGAGAACUUCACCAUUGUGGACAUGGAGCUGGCUAAGUUGCAGAAUCUGCAGCGCAUCAACACGCUCAAGCUGUUGCAAGCACAAACCCAGCAAAUGCCUCUGCUCAAUCAACUGCUUCAGAGUUAUGCGGGCAACUUGCCUGCUGCCGGCAGCAGCUCGAACAACAUCAACAAUACCACAACGGCAGCCAGCUUAGGCAAUUUGGUGGGCGGUGGCACGGGCAACAAUGUGAGUGUGGCUGCCAAUUCCGGCGGUGGCACGUCGGGCACGUCCAACGAUUGGCAUUUGGAUCGUGUGGCCAAGUUCUACAGGAGCUCGGCGGCGUUGUGCGAGGCCACAUGCACUUGGAGUGGCCAGUUGCCUCCUCGUUCGCAUCGCAUGUUGAACUAUUCCCCCAAAGUAUUUCUCGGUGGCAUUCCUUGGGACAUUAGUGAGCAAUCGUUAAUACAGAUCUUCAAGCCCUUCGGUUCAAUCAGAGUGGAAUGGCCUGGUAAGGAGCAACAGGCGACACAACCCAAAGGAUAUGUCUACAUUAUAUUUGAAUCGGAUAAACAGGUGAAAGCAUUGCUUUCAGCUUGUGUAUUGCAAGUCGAUGACUCGCAUAGUGGCAGCAAUUAUUUCUUUAAAAUCUCCUCGCGACGCAUCAAGUCAAAGGAUGUCGAAGUAAUUCCCUGGAUAAUAGCAGACUCCAACUUUGUGCGCUCCAGUUCUCAGAAGCUGGAUCCAACGAAGACUGUUUUCGUUGGCGCCUUGCAUGGCAAACUGACUGCCGAGGGAUUGGCCACAAUAAUGGAUGAUCUGUUCGAUGGUGUCCUCUAUGCGGGCAUCGACACGGACAAGUACAAAUAUCCCAUCGGCUCGGGUCGUGUGACAUUCAGCAACUUUCGCUCAUACAUGAAAGCGGUGUCAGCGGCCUUCAUUGAAAUUCGCACUUCCAAAUUUACGAAGAAGGUACAAGUGGAUCCAUAUCUGGAGGACGCUUUGUGUUCGAUUUGCGGAGUGCAGCAUGGACCAUACUAUUGCCGGGAGCUCUCAUGUUUUCGUUACUUUUGUCGCAGCUGUUGGCAGUGGCAGCACAGCUGCGAUAUUGUCAAGAAUCACAAACCUUUGACGCGCAACUCAAAGUCACAAACCUUGGUGGGCUUUGGGCCGUCGUCGUCGUCAUCGACGAUUUCGCUGGCGUUUUCAGGCAGUGGCAAUCGCUCGAAUGCGGAUCAAAAGCUGCAGCAGCAGCAACACAGUCACAAUCAUCACAACAAUCUUCAAAAUCAUCAGCAACAGCAGCAGCAGCAAAAACUUAUCCAACUUCAGCAACAUGCCGCCAAUCAGCAGUCAAACAACUUGAAUCUCUGUUCGAACAGCGGCAACUCAAACGCAGCAGCCAACUCAUUGUACAACUAUCAACAGCAGCAGCAUCAGCAUCAACAGGCAAUUUAAGCGCGUGCGUCAACAAAUCCCAAUGUGCCCACUUUUAGCGUACCGUUUUAACGUACUUCAAGUCUUCAAGUCAAGCAUUGGAUUACAUUUUUUUGAAUUUUAAGUAAUACCAAAAUUUUGCACUUUUAAGCAACAGAAGAAGCCAAACCUAUCUGAAUGGCCAGAUUUGAACGUAAAUUGUUAGUGUUGCACACGAGCAUUCACCAUGAAUAUUGUAAAUCUACACACAGUUAUUUUGAUGUAUUUACACGAACGGUACGAUAUUAAGUAUAAGUAUAGGAAUAUAUAUAUAUGUAUACGUACGUGCAUAUAUAUAUGUAUGUGUAUUACAUAUUAUACAUGUA
Drosophila sulfurigaster albostrigata is the source of this 3710-nucleotide messenger RNA. RefSeq lists its product as uncharacterized. Gene Ontology annotation, cellular component: cytoplasm; neuron projection; nucleus. Lineage: Eukaryota; Metazoa; Arthropoda; Insecta; Diptera; Drosophilidae. The record is from RefSeq and is a predicted model, not a curated record. Gene Ontology annotation, molecular function: translation factor activity, RNA binding; ribosome binding; mRNA 3'-UTR binding. Gene Ontology annotation, biological process: negative regulation of cytoplasmic translation.